This is a messenger RNA of Hyaloperonospora brassicae, 726 nucleotides long. Lineage: Eukaryota; Oomycota; Peronosporomycetes; Peronosporales; Peronosporaceae. The record is from the annotation of a GenBank genome assembly.
AUGGAAUGGGAAGCGCCACUCCCCGUCUGGAUCGACUCCUCCAUCGACAUUGACAUUGACGAGAUACCCUCUUCCGACUCGAUGACUGCGCUUCUGAUGGACGUGGACGACAUUCUGAUGCCCUGCACCCCCAAAAUGGACCACACAACGACACACUCGACCGCGCAGCUCUCCCCGUUCGACAACCUGCUGGACGUCGCCCCACUGACGAUCAACACCCUCAUCGACGUUGACGCGUCGCCAGAGCGAACGCAAAGAGACGCGACACUGCCGAGUUUCGACCCCAUCGCGGACAAAACGAGCACCAAAUGUGCUCGUCGGUUGGACCCUUUUGGUCGUGACCAGCGACGCAAGAGCAAACAACGGGGCUACGAGACAAACUACCGCAAGCGCCAGAAAGGCAGACGCGACACCGAUCAGCUCGAAUGGGUUCGACUCGAGAGUCAGCUGCGAGAAAUGCUCUCGAAGCGCACGGCAGUGGUCAUCGAAGGCUCGAGUGGGACCUCCGAGUCGGGAACGCGUCCGUCGAUCCGUCCGCGGUAUCUCGAGCUGCUGCACGAAGCACGAGCGCUGAGGGAGUCCAUGGCACUGGCCAACUGCUUGUGGGCCGAGACCCGAGCACUGGCGUUUUGGGGCGGGGCGAACAGCAAGACGCGAGACAUUCGGGAACAGAUCAACACGUUGCCGAGUCUACGGGCGUGCCACACGCUGGAGUUCUCCUGGUAA